Molecule: messenger RNA, 1317 nt
Organism: Penicillium maclennaniae
Lineage: Eukaryota; Fungi; Ascomycota; Eurotiomycetes; Eurotiales; Aspergillaceae
Exons: 1
Coding region: 1-1317 (438 amino acids)
Source: RefSeq, a predicted model, not a curated record
AUGGUUGCCUCCUUCAGUGUACCGCCUCUCGAGGCCGACUUUCCUUUUGACAUAAUUUCCCACCUUGUCCCUGUCUCUCCGUUCCGCGAAUAUCCGCGCGCCAUAUUCGAUGAUAGGAAAGGCGUCCAUGUAUCGGUCAAACAAUACAUUCCUCGAAACGAACCGUUCAGAUACGAAGACACUAUUCCGAUUACCAUCCUCGCGUCAGGAGGUGUAGGAUUCAUCAAAGAGCUCUACGAGCCUCUUUUUGCAGAAGUACUAUACAGAGCACGACAGAAUGGAACAACGAUUAAUUCAAUCUGGAUCGCGGACAUGUACAACAUCGGCGAAAGCGCCGUGGCAAACCGACACAACUUGGGUUGCGAACCCUCCUGGAACGACCACUCACGCGAUCUCAUGGGCGUGAUAAACCACUUUCGUGACAAAAUGGCUAGACCGAUCAUCGGACUUGGCCACUCAUUUGGCUGCAAUCAGCUUUUUCACAUGUCGAACUGGCAUCCCAGUCUUUUCCACUCUCUUGCGUUCAUCGAACCAGGCAUUGACCCGAUAUAUGGAAUGGGAACGACAAUAGGCUGGGCAAACGCGAUUCUCAAAUUCAAAAAUGUGUAUCCAACGAGGAAAGAAGCGGAGACCCAAUUGUUCAGAUUGCAUAAUGCCAAAAAUUGGGAGAGGAGCGUGAGGGAACGUUUCAGAGAAUACGGUGUUUAUGAAAGAAGAGGAGAGGACGGUGAAAAGUGGGCCAUUACAACGCCAAAGGACCAACUUGUUGGUUUGAUAGGCCGAAUGAACGCGAACGGCGUUGGUCGCGGGCCUGGUGGUAUAGCUGAUGUGACUCUCGCCGAUCGAGAAUCCGUUCCCGAUGUUGAUCCGGAAGGACAACAAUGGGGUGUUUUCUACAGACCCGAGUUGAAGAAAGCCUGGGAUAUGUUGCCAAAUAUGCGGCCCUGGGCACUAUAUGUUGGUGGAAACAAUUCGCCUGCCUUUGGGUCCGUGAAGGUUCGUGAAGAAAGGCUUCGUUUGACUGGAAUCGGCGUUGGAGGAAAUGGAGGGGUGAGACUCGGCGCUGUUAAGCAAGUUGUGAUCGAGGAUGGAGAGCACACCAUGACUUUCGAUCACAACCUUUACAAAGUGGCGGGUCAUGUCGCAGAUUUCCUUGCUACCGAGUCUAAGCGUUGGGCCGAGGGGCCCCAAAGGCGACACAAUGAGUGGCUUCAGAAGAGCUUGGCGGAGAGGCAGAGUGUUGGACGAGACUAUGUCGAUGCUUUGACGGAGGAAAAGAAGAGAAUGAAACCGGAUCAGAGACUGGGGAAAUUGUAG